Messenger RNA from Alternaria burnsii, 1527 nucleotides. RefSeq lists its product as uncharacterized. The record is from RefSeq and is a predicted model, not a curated record. The transcript is spliced from 2 exons. Bases 1 to 1527 code for a protein of 508 amino acids. NCBI's taxonomy places the organism in Eukaryota, Fungi, Ascomycota, Dothideomycetes, Pleosporales, Pleosporaceae.
AUGACAGUCACUUUUGGUGCCGUAGACGAUAUCAUUUCGGUCGUUUUACUCGUGAAAGAUCUGGUAGCAACGCUCGACGAGGCUCGCGGCUCCAAGGCUGAGUACCAGGCUGCCAUACAUCAACUUUGGCUCCUUGACCGCACUCUGCUUGAGAUUGAACUGCUCACUAGACAGCAUGGAGAUGGCGCUACGCCAGAGUUACGAGGCCUAUGCGAGACAGCCAAGCGAGCCGUUGCUAGGUGCCAUGACCAGGUCACGACCUUUUUGCAGCGCAUUCGAAGCUACCAGGGUACUUUCGACCACGGUCAGAAUCCGAAUGCGCUCAGGGAAAUAGGACAUGCGAUUCGUUGGAGAAUUGGGGAGAAGGAAGCACUCGAGCGUUUUCGAGCAGAGCUAGCAGGGACUACAUCGAGCCUUCAGAUACUGAUGGUGACGGCUAAUACCACACUACUUCAGGUUAACCGAAAAGAGAUGAAACACGACCUGGACGAUGUGAAGUGCAGGAACGACAUUACUACUCUCUCGCAUAAUGCAUCCCUCAACGACAUCAAAGACGAACUUAAGAACACUAAUCGCAACAUCGAGGCUGGAAACUCCAUCCUUGGAUGUCUAUCGGAAGCUAUCAAGCUUGAGUGGCUUCGGAACCUUGGUUAUGAGCUCCUAGGAUUGGUGCGAAGUGCUAUGAUGGUCAACUUUGCGACGUACCGUGCGGUCAUACGAAUACAAAAUACACUUCCUAGUCACUUGAAACGAGGACUCAUUGAAGAACCGGUGAUUCUGGAAGAUCCCAUAGGUCGCAUCGCUCCUGUACAUCUACAAUUCAUCACUUCCUGGGAUGCAUUUCACCCUGUACUCGAGUCACGGUUCCAGAACAUGCCAGGAUAUAGAAAAUUGAAACAGCGAAAAUACACAUUGCAAGCUGGAGGUACGGGAAGAGACAUUGAGUUAUCACGGCCAUGGCAACAUGCUUUCCUGCCUGACCAGCGGAUUGAGAUGAGUUUCAUCUUUGAGGACAGGAACGGCGGGACCACAUAUCCUGGAUGCCAAAACCCAUCGGAACAUCCCGUUGAAGCAGAUACACGCUGUUCGAUUUGUGGGCUAUCGUUUCGAAGAAUCCAAGAAGAUAAAGACAUAAGUGAUUCUAGAGAGAUUGUAGCUCCCCUAAAGAAUUUUGAGUCUACUGAUCGCGAGCGCACGAGACCAUCGGACUUUAUAGACGACGAACGAGUGACUAGCUUCAAACGCGUGAGACUGGUGAGGAAGCAGGCGAUAACAUCUGGGACUACAUUACCAUUCGGUGGUUUAAGUUCUGAGCAGAUAAUUGGGUUCGUCCGGGUUCACAAGGUUUCGAUGGAAGCUGGGAACCACGUGGCUCUUGAUAUCAUUUCAGGUGUUCAAAGGAAUGAAUUACCGAACUGGAGUCAGACUAUACCGACAAGGUUCAAACGGCCCAACCGGUCCAACCGGUCCAAACGGUCCAAACCGGUGAUCCUAAACAUCGACAUCCGCAAUGAUUACCACGGUUGA